AUGUUACUUAAACCUUGGACUAAUAUUGCUUUACGCAAUUCAAUUCGUCGUCGUAAUGCUAUUCCUUCUUUGUGUCGGUAUGUCUCAACUGAGAUUAGUUCCAAGACUCAAAACCAGAGAAAGGCCUAUGUUGGCGCUGGAAUCUUGAAUCCAAAUUCUCAUAAAGAUAAACUUGUUGAUGUUAACAAAGUGUUGGUUAUUGGAUCAGGUGGUCUUAGUAUUGGUCAAGCUGGUGAGUUUGAUUACUCAGGCUCGCAGGCCAUCAAGGCUUUGAAAGAAGCUAAUAAGAAGUCUAUUCUUAUCAAUCCCAAUAUUGCAACCAACCAAACUUCUCAUGCAUUGGCUGAUGAGAUCUACUUUUUGCCAGUCACCGCUGAGUAUAUUAUCCAUAUCAUUGAACGUGAACAGCCAGAUGGUAUUUUGCUCACAUUUGGUGGACAGACUGGUUUGAAUGUCGGUGUCGAACUUGAUAAGAUGGGUGUUUUCGAUCGUUAUGGCGUCAAGGUUUUGGGUACCCCCAUCAAGACUUUGGAAACCUCUGAAGAUCGUGACUUGUUUGCCCAAGCAUUGAAGGAGAUUAACAUUCCAAUUGCUGAAUCUAUUGCUGUUGAGACUGUUGAUGAUGCUCUGGCUGCUGCUGAUAAGGUCGGCUACCCAAUUAUCGUUCGUUCGGCCUAUGCCUUAGGUGGUCUUGGUUCUGGUUUCGCCAACAACAGAGACGAGCUUCGUAACUUGUCUUCUCAGUCUUUGUCUUUAUCCAGACAAAUUCUUGUGGAGAAGUCGCUCAAGGGAUGGAAGGAAGUCGAGUACGAGGUUGUACGUGAUAGUGAAGGCAACUGUAUCACAGUUUGUAAUAUGGAGAAUUUUGAUCCUCUUGGUAUUCACACUGGUGACUCAAUUGUAGUUGCUCCUUCUCAGACUCUUUCUGAUGAAGAGUAUCAUAUGCUUCGUUCUGCUGCCAUCAAGAUCAUCCGUCAUCUCGGUGUUGUCGGUGAAUGUAAUGUCCAAUAUGCCUUGCAACCCGAUGGACUCGAUUACAGAGUUAUUGAGGUAAAUGCUCGUCUUUCUCGUUCUUCUGCUCUUGCUUCUAAGGCUACUGGUUACCCCUUGGCUUACACUGCUGCUAAGAUUGCCCUUGGCCACACUCUGCCCGAAUUACCUAAUGCUGUGACUAAGACUACAUCUGCCAAUUUCGAACCUUCGCUUGAUUACAUGGUCACCAAAAUCCCUCGUUGGGAUCUUGCCAAGUUCCACAAUGUCAAGAGAGAUAUUGGUAGUUCCAUGAAGUCUGUUGGUGAGGUCAUGGCCAUUGGUCGUACUUUUGAGGAGUCUUUCCAAAAGGCUAUUCGUCAGGUUGACCCAUCUCUGGUUGGUUUCCAAGGUUACAGUGGUUUUGAAGAUUUGGAUUUUGAACUUGCCAAUCCUACCGAUCGUCGUUGGUUGGCUGUUGGACAAGCUCUAAUCCAUGAGGGCUACAGUGUUGAUAGAGUUCAUGACUUGAGUAAGAUUGACAAGUGGUUCCUUUACAAGUUAAUGAACAUUGUUAACCAACAAAAGAAGCUUGAAAGCAUUAGCUCCUUGUACGGAAUUACUCAUGAAACUAUGCUAGAGUCCAAGCAGUUGGGCUUUUCAGACCACCAAAUUGCUCUUGCCGUUGGUUCUACCGAACUUGAAGUCCGUGCCCGCCGUACUAGCUUCGGCAUUCGUCCUUUUGUGAAGAAAAUCGAUACCCUGGCUGCUGAAUUCCCUGCUGAUACCAAUUACUUGUACACCACCUACAAUGCCACUGAGCAUGACGUUGAAUUUGAUGAACAUGGUAUUAUGGUUCUUGGUUCCGGUGUCUACCGUAUUGGAUCAUCCGUAGAGUUUGAUUGGUGUGCUGUUAGUACUGCUCGUGCUCUACGUGAAAUGGGAAAGCGUACUAUCAUGGUUAACUACAACCCUGAAACUGUCUCCACUGAUUUCGAUGAAGUUGAUAGACUAUAUUUUGAAGAAUUGAGCUACGAACGUGUUAUGGAUAUCUAUGAAUUGGAACAUGCUAGUGGCGUUGUUGUUUCCGUCGGCGGUCAAUUGCCCCAAAACAUUGCUCUCAAGCUUCAAGAGCAAGGUGGUGCUAAGGUUCUAGGUACUGAUCCUCGAGAUAUUGACCAGGCCGAGGAUAGACAUAAGUUCUCUUCUAUUCUCGACUCUAUUGGAGUUGACCAACCUGCUUGGAAGGAGUUGACCUCUGUUUCGGAGGCCAAAGAUUUUGCUGAUAAGGUUGGCUUCCCUGUUUUAGUUCGUCCUUCUUAUGUGUUAUCUGGUGCUGCUAUGUCUGUUAUUAGAGACGAAUCUGAGCUUGAGGCUAAGUUAACCAAUGCUGCCAGCGUUUCUCCAGAUCACCCUGUUGUCAUUACUAAGUUCAUUGAGGGUGCUCAGGAAAUUGAUGUCGAUGGUGUUGCUUCUAAUGGUAAACUUUUGGUCCAUGCUGUUUCUGAGCACAUCGAAAACGCUGGUGUCCACUCUGGUGAUGCUUCCUUGAUUCUCCCUCCUGUUAACCUUGAGGAACCUAUUAUGGCCAGAGUUAAGGAGAUUGCUGAAAAAGUUGCUAAGGCUUGGAAGAUUACUGGUCCUUUCAACAUGCAGAUCAUUAAAAACAAAGAUGAGCUUAAGGUCAUUGAAUGUAACAUCCGUGCUUCCCGUUCUUUCCCAUUUGUUUCUAAGGUCCUAGGUACCAACUUUAUUGAUAUUGCUACCAAGGCACUUGUCAACAAAGAUGUCCCAGAGCCAGUUGACUUGAUGCAGAAGUCUCAUGAUUAUGUUGCUAUCAAGGUCCCUCAAUUUUCAUUUACUCGUUUGGCUGGUGCUGAUCCAUUCCUUGGUGUCGAAAUGGCAUCAACUGGUGAAGUUGCUUGUUUUGGUAAAGAUGUCAUUGAAGCCUACUGGGCUGCUAUUCAGUCCACCAUGAACUUCAAGGUUCCCAAGCCUCCUUCUGGUUUGCUCUUUGGUGGUGAUGUUACUAAAGAAGAUCUGGGUUUGGUUGCCUCUACCCUUCUGCCACUUGGAUACAAGUACUAUGUUGCCAAGCCUGAGGUCAAGGAAUAUCUUGAAUCCAAGCUGAAUGGUGCUACUAAGAUUGAAGUUAUUGAGCUGCCCAAGAAUGAUAAGCGUAAACUUGGUGAAGUUUUUGAACAAUUCAAUAUCCGUGGUGUUUUCAACCUUGCCAAAGCCCGCGCUGAGUCGUACACUGACGAGGACUAUCUCAUGCGUCGUAAUGCAAUUGACUUCGGUCUCCCACUUUUCAACGAACCCCGUACUGCUGUCCUUUUCGCUCAGACUUUGGCUGCUAAACUCCCUGCUCGUCUCGAAGCUCAAGCCAGCCAAAGCAAGGAGAUCCCCACUGAAGUCAAAAGAUGGAGUGAAUUUAUUGGUGGUAGAUCUAUUGUAUAA
Molecule: messenger RNA, 3429 nt
Organism: Sugiyamaella lignohabitans
Lineage: Eukaryota; Fungi; Ascomycota; Dipodascomycetes; Dipodascales; Trichomonascaceae
Gene: CPA2
Product: carbamoyl-phosphate synthase (glutamine-hydrolyzing) CPA2
Exons: 1
Coding region: 1-3429 (1142 amino acids)
Biological process (GO): 'de novo' pyrimidine nucleobase biosynthetic process; UTP biosynthetic process; L-citrulline biosynthetic process
Cellular component (GO): cytosol; cytoplasm
Molecular function (GO): ATP binding; aspartate carbamoyltransferase activity; dihydroorotase activity
Source: RefSeq, a predicted model, not a curated record